CAACGUGAGUAGCAGCGUUAGCUCGAUGUUUCAGGAAACCUGCGUUUUCUCCGGAAACCCUUGGAUGUGUGAGCUGAUCUUCCGGCAGCAGUUAGCGGGGCUGUCGAUGUCUGUCUCCCCGCAGCAGCGUCCGUGUCCGGGCUCUUAGCAGCCGGUGCAGAAGCUAACAAGGAGCUAGCCUAGCUAACGUGAUCAUGCUAGCUUUCAUUCAAAACAGGAAUUAGGCUUCUUCUCGUGAUCGGAGCAGCCGAUGGCCGCUGUUCUCUCUUUAAUUCACGUGAUUUAAUGUUGGGAUUUGAAUUUUAAAGUCAUUCUGUUGUUCCAAGCGGCGGCUGCUCCACCUGCUCAUGCAUGGACACUGGGUGUGAAAGGUUAAAGGGACACUCCACCUAUUUUACAGCUGAAGAUCAGCUCACUCGUUCAUUCUCGUGGCCUCUGACACUGUUUCCGGUUGAUCUCUGUAGUUUUUACAGAAGCUUUUACACUGUUAAUCACUAAAAUGUAAUAAUAUGAUAUAAAUCUACUUUAUCUCCACAUUAAUCACGUGUUAUAUCACAUUUAUCUGAUCUUAUAAGGAUUGUGCAGCUUUAUAUACACACAUCCAACCGAUUUGUACUUAUUCUAAGUAUAUUUUACUACAUUAUUACAAGUGUGAUGUGUAUAUUACAAAACCAACAAACAUGGCUGCCUCAUAUAAUCUACGGUUCAAGUGGAUUAGAAGAGUCACCUGCCCUCUUAUCUCAUAUCUGUUCAUUUCCUCUCCGCCCUCACAGCAUGGGCAGUGUGUUGGCUGCCAGUUCCCCCAACCCUCCACCACCUGCCCCCGGCGGCGGUGCCCCUGCCCCCGGGUUGACGGUGCCGCCGGGCUUCGGGAUGCCUCCAGUCUCCCCUGUCCUGCCCCCGGGGGAGGGACAGCAGGACGAUGGAGAAGCUCCUCUGCCCAACCCGGGAGCGUUUGAGGAGUGUCAUCGCAAAUGCAAAGAGGUUUUCCCGAUGCAGAUGGAAGGCGUCAGGCUAGUUGUCAACAAAGGCCUAAGCAACCACUUCCAGGUGAAUCACACUGUGCUGCUGAGCACCAUGGGCGACUCCACCUACAGAUUCGGUGCCACGUACGUUGGACCCAAGCAGAUCGGUCCAGGAGAGUUUUUUCCAGUCAUGGUGGGAGACAUCGACAACAGUGGCAGCCUUAACGCUCAGAUCAUCCACCAGAUCAACAGCAGAGUACGGUCCAAACUGGCCUUCCAGACACAGCAGCAGAAGUUUGUGAACUGGCAGGGAGACGCCGAGUUCAAGGGAGACGACUUCACUGCGACGGUGACACUUGGAAACCCAGACGUCCUCGUCGGCUCUGGUAUUGUUGUUACACACUACCUCCAGUCCAUCACGCCCUCGCUGGCACUGGGAGGGGAGCUGGUUUACCACCGCAGGCCCGGAGAGGAGGGCACGGUGAUGUCACUAGUUGGCAAAUACACAGGCACUAACUACAUCGCCACGCUGACUCUCGGCUCAGCGGGAGCUCACGCGUCGUACUACCACAGAGCCAACGACCAGUUGUCGGUCGGCGUGGAGUUCGAAGCGAGCAACCGCAUGCAGGACACCAGCAUGUCGUUCGCUUACCAGCUAGAUGUGCCCAAAGCCAAUUUACAGUUCAAAGGUUCCGUCGACAGUAACUGGGUCGUCGGUGCAACAUUAGAAAAGAAGUUACUCCCUCUGCCGCUCUCGCUCGUCCUCUGUUCUUUCCUCAACCACCGCAAGAACAAGUUCCAGUGCGGCUUCGGCGUCACCAUCGGUUAAAGUCCAAACCGAGCUCCGAGCCUCCUGCAGACGGGACCUCACAGAACGGACUAACUGACGAUGGACGGACGGACGGACGCUGCCACGUGCUGUACACCUCAUUCUGUCCCUGACCUCCUUUAGCAGAUUCGCCCAUGAUCAUGUCAUUGCUUUCCUCAAUCACGUUUCAUCCAAUAUGCAGAGUAGAAACACUGAACGCUAAAAAAAAAAAUGUAAAUCUAACGACUUUAAUCAUUUAAUCGUCCCCGAACUAUCUGAAGUGAAAUGAAGAAUGUGAUUGGUCAGGAAUUUGACGCCCGUGGCGACAAACCAGUAGGAAGACGUGAGACGUUACAGAGCUCGUUGUUUCUGUCACUGAGUUUGUUGCCUGUUGUGUUUUUUUGUUUUGAGUUUUAUUUCUUUUAUUUUUACUGUAAAGUCUGUGUUGGCGUGCGGUGAAUGGAAUCGGUGUCGUUUGCUCGUUUCAAGGUGAUUUGUUGGUUGAAGGCCGUGAGGAGGCGUGUGCCGUGCUGUCACAUUCACAAUCCAUCCCGUGUUCUGUUGCCUUUUUUAUGUUACGUACGUUUGGAACAGUGUAUAAGACCUGUAUAUACCUCUUGAAAACGGAUAAAUACCAUUUCUUACUAAA
This is a messenger RNA of Pleuronectes platessa (European plaice), 2422 nucleotides long. RefSeq names its product translocase of outer mitochondrial membrane 40 homolog, like (gene tomm40l). Gene Ontology annotation, biological process: protein import into mitochondrial matrix. The transcript has 9 exons. Gene Ontology annotation, cellular component: mitochondrial outer membrane translocase complex; mitochondrial outer membrane. Lineage: Eukaryota; Metazoa; Chordata; Actinopteri; Pleuronectiformes; Pleuronectidae. Bases 655 to 1794 code for a protein of 379 amino acids. The record is from RefSeq and is a predicted model, not a curated record. Gene Ontology annotation, molecular function: transmembrane protein transporter activity.